Messenger RNA from Pan troglodytes (chimpanzee), 1763 nucleotides. It is a transcript of the gene TFPI, whose product is annotated as tissue factor pathway inhibitor. NCBI's taxonomy places the organism in Eukaryota, Metazoa, Chordata, Mammalia, Primates, Hominidae. Bases 408 to 1322 code for a protein of 304 amino acids. Gene Ontology annotation, biological process: negative regulation of peptidase activity. The transcript is spliced from 9 exons. Gene Ontology annotation, cellular component: extracellular region. The record is from RefSeq and is a predicted model, not a curated record. Gene Ontology annotation, molecular function: serine-type endopeptidase inhibitor activity.
GCCAGUGAUCUCUGAAGCCGACUCUGAGGCUCCCUCUUUGCUCUAACAGACAGCAGCGACUUUAGGCUGGAUACUAGUCAAAUUCUUACCUCGCUCUUUCACUGCUAGUAAGAUCAGAUUGCGUUUCUUUCAGUUACUCUUCAAUCGCCAGUUUCUUGAUCUGCUUCUAAAAGAAGAAGUAGAGAAGAUAAAUCCUGUCUUCAAUACCUGGAAGGAAAAACAAAAUAACCUCAACUCCGUUUUGAAAAAAACAUUCCAAGAACUUUCAUCAGAGAUUUUACUUGACAGGAAAGGCCAUGUGAGGACAUAGGGAGAAAGCAGCCACCACUGGCAAGCCAAGAGAGAGCCCUCACCAGGAAUGAUUGGACCAGCACCUUGAUCUUGGAUUUUCUAGCCUCCAGAACUAGAUGAUUUACACAAUGAAGAAAGUACAUGCACUUUGGGCUUCUGUAUGCCUGCUGCUUAAUCUUGCCCCUGCCCCUCUUAAUGCUGAUUCUGAGGAAGAUGAAGAACACACAAUUAUCACAGAUACGGAGUUGCCACCACUGAAACUUAUGCAUUCAUUUUGUGCAUUCAAGGCGGAUGAUGGCCCAUGUAAAGCAAUCAUGAAAAGAUUUUUCUUCAAUAUUUUCACUCGACAGUGCGAAGAAUUUAUAUAUGGGGGAUGUGAAGGAAAUCAGAAUCGAUUUGAAAGUCUGGAAGAGUGCAAAAAAAUGUGUACAAGAGAUAAUGCAAACAGGAUUAUAAAGACAACAUUGCAACAAGAAAAGCCAGAUUUCUGCUUUUUGGAAGAAGAUCCUGGAAUAUGUCGAGGUUAUAUUACCAGGUAUUUUUAUAACAAUCAGACAAAACAGUGUGAACGUUUCAAGUAUGGUGGAUGCCUGGGCAAUAUGAACAAUUUUGAGACAAUGGAAGAAUGCAAGAACAUUUGUGAAGAUGGUCCAAAUGGUUUCCAGGUGGAUAAUUAUGGAACCCAGAUCAAUGCUGUGAAUAACUCCCUGACUCCGCAAUCAACCAAGGUUCCCAGCCUUUUUGAAUUUCACGGUCCCUCAUGGUGUCUCACUCCAGCAGACAGAGGAUUGUGUCGUGCCAAUGUGAACAGAUUCUACUACAAUUCAGUAAUUGGGAAAUGCCGCCCAUUUAAAUACAGUGGAUGUGGGGGAAAUGAAAACAAUUUUACUUCCAAACAAGAAUGUCUGAGGGCAUGUAAAAAAGGUUUCAUCCAAAGAAUAUCAAAAGGAGGCCUAAUUAAAACCAAAAGAAAAAGAAAGAAGCAGAGAGUGAAAAUAGCAUAUGAAGAAAUUUUUGUUAAAAAUAUGUGAAUUUGUUAUAGCAAUAUAACAUUAAUUCUACUAAAUAUUUUAUAUGAAAUGUUUCACUAUGAUUUUCUAUUUUUCUUCUAAAAUGCUUUUAAUUAAUAUGUUCAUUAAAUUUUCUAUGCUUAUUGUACUUGUUAUCAACACAUUUGUAUCAGAGUUGCUUUUCUAAUCUUGUUAAAUUGCUUAUUCUAGGUCUGUAAUUUAUUAACUGGCUACUGGGAAAUUACUUAUUUUCUGGAUCUAUCUGUAUUUUCAUUUAACUACAAAUUAUCAUACUACCGGCUACAUCAAAUCAGUCCUUUGAUUCCAUUUGGUGACCAUCUGUUUGAGAAUAUGAUCAUGUAAAUGAUUAUCUCCUUUAUAGCCUGUAACCAGAUUAAGGAAUACAGCUCUUAAAAAAUCAAGAACUUCCUGAGUUUCACAUAUAAAAUGGUGACAAACACC